This is a messenger RNA of Acinonyx jubatus (cheetah), 13211 nucleotides long. It is a transcript of the gene MAP3K4, whose product is annotated as mitogen-activated protein kinase kinase kinase 4. The record is from RefSeq and is a predicted model, not a curated record. Bases 8023 to 12690 code for a protein of 1555 amino acids. Gene Ontology annotation, biological process: positive regulation of stress-activated MAPK cascade; MAPK cascade; protein phosphorylation. Lineage: Eukaryota; Metazoa; Chordata; Mammalia; Carnivora; Felidae. The transcript has 27 exons. Gene Ontology annotation, molecular function: protein kinase activity; ATP binding.
AACACGCUUCCUGACUCACAGGAGCAGUCACUGUCCCAACAGGUUUAUACAAGGAAAGUCUUACGAAGAAUUAUAAAGGAAAAUGCUUUUAAGGAAAGUUUCUUUGGCAGCAUAUGUCAAAUAAACUCCUUUAGCGAGAGGUUCCCAGACAGGUGCUCAAAUUAUCAGCCUGCAGUGAAUUGAUAAAAUGACAGGGUGGUGAUGUUUUUCUAUAAAAUUACACUUAUUUUCCAGGCUAAAUUGUAUGUUUUUGGAGAUGAUGGUGGCAGUAGAUUUUAUGUAUUUUCUGUAUGUUUUACUUGGCAAAGCAAAAUGGUGGCAACCUCUUAUUGUUUGGUUGCCUUUCAACACCUCUUCCCCUGCCCCCAGUCACACACUUAAUUUUGGAAAUCAUGUCUUGAACUAAAAUAAAUAAUUUAGAAGUUGUUUGAUUACACUCACUUAUCUGAUGAAGUAGGAUGUCGGAAGUAAAUUGGGGAGAAAUUCUUCUGGAAAUAUCAGAAACGUCUGCCGUGAAGUUCAACUUCAGAGCUGAGUUUUUACUUUGUAAAAGAGUUUUGCUUGGCUCUUUGAAUAUCCAGAGGUUACUGAACAGGAAACCAAAAGGAGUAUGUGCGUAUUGAGGAAUGAUUUCUAAAAAGGGAGAUUGGCUGGCCUGACUCUGUGCAGUAGAUUUAAGAACCCCACCUUAACUGUAGUGACAGGUAGUCAGUAGUAGUUUGUGUCCUCAUCCCGUUUUAACUAUUAAAUAUCCUGUACCGUUUAUUAAUCUCCCUUGUGCCCAGCUCAUGAAUUAAGUGUCAGGCAGUGAUAGGCCAGACCAUGGGGCGGCUAGUGGUGGAUGAAAUGAAGACAUGGCUUGACCUGAUGACCAGGCCCUCUACGGGCCUUGAUUAGCCCCAGGGAGCUUUGUGAGUUAGAAAUCUCCCCACCUUCAGGUUGAGCUAGAAUCAGGGAGGCCACAAAUUUCAGUUAAUCCCACUGGUGAAGAGACCUUACGGUGCGUCCCCACACACGUUUGCCCUUCAGUAGCAGCCAGAUUUCAGGCUGACGCUGGCGGUCCAGGCCAAAUAGACCCGCUGAACUCCUUGCCUCUUAGAAUUCAGAAUCUGCAUUCACACUGACCAUCUUCCCAGUUCCUCAGUGCGCUGUGUUCUUCCUCAGCUUCUCGCCUUUCCUAGAUUGUUUCCUGGGUGUCAGCUGCUCCUUCCUGCCUUUUCCACUGGAGUCCUUCCCGAAGGCACUCCACUUGUGAAUAUCCCCACACUCCCCCAGACAGAUAGUAGUUUUAUUCCAUAAUAAACAUAAUGUAAAAUGUGCCUUGCCUUCAGGGGAUUUAUAAUCUAGUUAAGGAGAAGAGAUAAAAUAAUGGAAAUUUGAUAACUCAUAGUCUGGUGCAGAAAUGGUGAUAAAUUUACACCUGCAUCUACUUGUGUGCCGUCAUCUGAGUGCUGUAACCUGCUGUUUUACGUAACGAUGACAACAAGCUUGUAAAAUAGAUGUGCAUUUUUCAGAUGAGGAAAAUGAGACUUUAAGAGACAGAUUAGGUGAGAAUACCUGGAGCUGGGACUCAUCUGUAUUUGUUAUGCUUCAGAGUCUGUGGUUAUGUGCUAUGUCCUUAGGCAUAAAUGUGAAAGGACAUGGUGAAGGAUCUAAACAAUAGCUUGUUUUAGCAAGAAUACCACAAGAAUGAUUAAUUGCCAAAUGCAUUAUGCAGGAAUGGGAAGAGGUCUCUUUAGGCUGAGGUGGGCAUGUUAUGUUAUCUGAAUGUAUUGUGAGCGAUUGCCAUGUCAGUAAAAAUAUUAAAACAUCGUUUUUAAUUGGCUCCAUCAUACUCCUUUUUAUGGUUAUACCAUAACCUAUUUAAGUUAUUACCAGUUUCUGUUUUAGAUAGGACUGCAGUCGGGGUGCUCUUGUAAAAUUAACUUCUGAAUGUAGGAUUCAAAAGGAGUCUUUUGAACACUUUUAAGAUUUUUAAUAUCUAUUGUUAAACAUUUGCUUUUGGGAAGAUUGUACAGAUGUACAGUGGGCCACAAAUAGUACUUACUGUACUUUGCCCUUUGUAGCUCUGAGUAUUAUAAGAAGCCUUUACUAAUUUAAUAGGUCAGAAGGGGUUAUCUGGUUUUAAUUCGAGUGUCUGGUUACUGGUGUAGGUGGAACUGUUUUCAUGUUUUAUUGCUAUUUAAAUUUGUUUUGUGAAUUAUCUUUUUGCAUUCUUUGCUUAUUUUCCUGUUGAUGUCUUUGGGUUUUUCUUGCCAGAUUUAGUGAGCCUUUUAUAAAUUCAGGACAAUGUGUUCUUUUUCUCCAUUUUAGCUUUUAAUAUGGCUUAGUUUUUAAAAAAUAUAUUAGCGUUUUAAAUGUUCACACAGUUAAAUCCUAAAAAAAUUUUUUUAAUGUUUAUUUAUUUUUAUUUUUUUUUAACAUUUUAUUUAUUUUUGAGAGAGACAGAGACAGAGUCUGAGCCGGGGAGGGGCAGAGAGAGAGGGAGUCACAGAAUCCGAAGCAGGCUCCAGACUCCUGGCUGCCAGCACAGAGCCCGGCGUGAGGCUCACACUCACAAACUGUGAGAUCAUGACGUGAGCCGAAGUUGAUGCUUAACCGAUGGAGCCACCCAGGUGCCCCCACAUAGUUAAGUCUUUUAGUUUUCUUCCAUUUAUUAAAGCUAGAGAGUCCAACACAUGAAAUUAAGGGAAAAUAAUUUUAGACCCAUUUUCUGGAAAAAUAACAAAUAUUUAUUUAUUUGUAAAUAUUUAUAACAUAACAUAAAUAUUUAUAAUCUAUAAAUAAGUAUUUAUAACAUAAAUAUCAUUUUCUGUGAUAUUUUCUGGAAGAUUACUGUAGGCUACAUGCAAGCUGUAAAGGAGCUUAUAAUAUGGGCUUUAUGUAUUUUUACAUCAUUGGAAACCUUCUUGCAGUAAGUUGUGCACAUAGUAGGUCCUAACUGUCGAUGGAAUGAAUAAGAGUUAAUUCAAUGAAUUAUCACUGAUAACCACUUCAGUAAAUUUCACUGGUUCUUGGCACCUUUUCCUCUGGAUUCUCUGUAUGCACUCAUUUUCUGAGAACUAGUGAACUAAUAAAAAGACACAGGAGUGCCCUUUCUUUUAGGCGUAUAUUUCUACUGCUUUUUUGCAUCACUGGUACUAUAUGUUACAUGCCUGGUAAGAGCUUUGUUCCUGGAAAUGGUAUUUGAGUGAGAGUUAAUGUAGAGCCUGUCGUAAUAUCCCAGUUUCCCUUGUUUUAGUAGAAAUAUUCGAUUGCCUUCCUCUCAGAUCCUGCUAGUUUGCUAGUGCUUUUUCAUUUUUUCUUUCAGAAUUUGAAUAAGUGAUUAAAUGAGUUAAUUUGGUAUGUGGAGAUCUGUACCAUACAGUUUUCCAAAUUUAUUACUGUUCACAGUUUCUUUAAGAAAUGAACAGGUGAGAUAGACUUUCUUGGUAUUAAGGUGCUAAAAGCUUGUACUAACCUUAGUGUAUAUAUAUUUGAAUUCUGGACUAUCGAAAGCAUUGCACAUCUAAUUGAUCAGAAAGUAGUCAGAAUUGUAAUUUACAUGGAGCAUAAGAGAACUAUAGGAGUAGGGAUCUUGCUUUUAUUGUUUUGUUUUGUUUUGUUUUUUAAAUAGCUUUCUGUGCAUCAGGAAGUCUCUGAUUCACAUCCAGGUGUUCCCCCCAACCCCAAGGGGAAAAAAAAAGCAAAAGAAAUAAAGUAGCUUUAUUGAGAUAUAAUUCAUAUACCAUAUAAUUCACCUAUCUGAAGUGUCCAGAUCAAUUGGUUUAAUACUUUCACGGUUUAAUACAUCUGUGAGUGUAUAUGUAACCACUACCACACUCAAUUUUAGAGCAUUUUAAUCACCUCAAAAAGAAACUCUACACCCUUUAGCUAUUGCCACCCUCAAAUCCCCAUGCCCUUCAACCCUAAGUAACCAUUAAUCUGCUUUCUGUCUCUGGAUAUUUGACUGUUCUAAACAUUUUAUAUAAAUUGAAGGAUACAACAUGUGGUCUUUUGUGAUUGACUUCUUUCCCAUAGCAUAAUGUUUUCAAGUUUCAUCCAUGAUAUUCCAUGUAUCAGUCUUAAUUCCUUUAUACGGCUGAAUAAUAUUCCUUUUAAAGGAUUUAAUAUAUUUUGUUUAUCCAUUCAUCAUUUGAUUAACAUCGAGUUGUUUCCACCUUUUGGCAUUAUGAAUAAUGCUGCUAUAAACAUUCAUACACAAGUGUUUGAGUGGACACGUGUUUUCAUUUUUCUUGGGUAAAUACUUAGGAUUGCAACUGUUCCAUCGUAUGUUUUCCAGUGUGACUGUACCAUUUAACAUUCCCACCAGCAGCUUAGGAGAGUUCUGAUUUCUUCACCUCCUGGCCCACACUUGUAAUUAUCUAACUUGUUGAUUAUAACUAUCCUACUGGGUAUCCAGUGCCAUCUUUUGGUUUUGAUUUACAUUUUCCUAAUGGUGGUGAGCAUCUUUUCAGAUGCUUGUUAGCCAUUUACAUAUCUUCUUUAGACAAGUGUCUAUUCAGAUCCUAUCUCCAUUUUUAAAUUGGGUUCUCUGUCUUUUUAUUACUGAGUUAUAAGAGUUCUUUGUAUAUUCUUGAUGUGUCCCUUAUCAGAUAUAUGAUUAGCAAAUAUUUUCUCUCGUGCUGUGGAUUAUCUUAUUCACUUUCUUGAUAGUGCCUUUUGAUGCACAAACAUUUUAAAUUUUGAUGAAGUCUAAUUUAUUUUUUUCCUUUGUUGCUCAUGCUUUUGAGUCCGUAUCUAAGGAUCCAUUGCCAAAUCUGAGGUCCUACAAAUUUACCCCAGUUUUUGGGUGAGAGUUUUAUAAUUUUAGCUCUUACAUUUGGAUCUUUGAUGCAUUUUGAAUUGAUUUUUGUAUAUAGUGUGAGUUAAGGGUGCAUCUUCGUUCUUUUGUAUGUGGUUAUCUGUUUAUCCGAGCACCAUUUGCUGAAAAGACUCUUCUUUCCCCAUUGAAGGUCUAGGCACUUUUGUCAAAAGUCCGUUAAGUUUAUAUCUGGACACUCAGUUCUGUUCCAUUGAUCUAUGUACCUAUCAUAUGCCAUAACCACACUGUCUUAAUUAUUGUUACUUUUGUAGUAAUUGCAACAGGAAAUCGGGAAGGUGAGUCCUUCAACAGUAGUCUUUAUGGGAUUGUUUCGGUUACCUUUAUCUUCUAACCCCUUGUAUCCCUGUGCCUAGAAUAAUGUUUAGGAUAUAGUAACUAUUUGUAAGUAUUUAUUGCAAGGAUGCUUUAAAGUAACUAAUUCAGCUUCAAUUUAAGCGGUAAAUUGAUUCUUUAAAAAGAAUUUUCCAGCUGUAGCCAACACUUUUUCAGUAUAUUUUGUAAGAUACCUCAGUUCCUUAUUAUUUCUAUCUCUGUUAAUAAAAGUUUCUAGUAAUGCAAUAUAUCAUGGAAGUAUGUUGCUUUAUAUUAAAGGUCCUGUAGGCACUGAGGAAAGAAUCAUAGAUGAAAAAAACAUCAACAAAAGUAGUAGUGAUUAACCAACACAAUAUCAAGCUGUAAGGAAGUAUUGAGACUCAGUAUAGUUAAAGUUAUUCUUGUAGAAGAGGGAUAUACUUGUUUAUUUAAGUAUAAAUUUUCAGAAAUUGAGUGGCUUCUUGGGGUGCCUGGGUGGCUCAGUCGGUUAAGCGUCCAACUUCAGCUCAGGUUGUGGUCUCAUGGUUCGUGGGUUCGAGCCCUGCAUUGGGCUCUGUGCUGACAGCUCAGAGCCUGGAACCUGCUUCAGAUUCUGUGUCUCCCUCUCUCUGCCCCUACCCUGCUCACACUCUGUCUCUUUCUCUCUCUCAAAAAUAAAUAAAUGUUAAAAAAAAUUAUAAAAAAAAGAAAUCGAGUGGCGUCUUGUCUUAAUAUAUUAGAAAUUUUGUUUGGAUGAUUGUAGCUAAGUCAGAAAAAUUUAGGGGCAUUUUUUUUCUGUUAAUGAUUUUUUUCCCUUCAGCAGUAGAAAUUAGAGUAAUAGAACUACUUAUAGUUUUUCUGACAAGCAGACAUGAGAAACUGCCAAAAAUGCUAUGUAUUUGUUUGGUGUUCUGGUGCCAUCUAUAGUUGAAAAGUAUGUCAUUUUUAAAAUAUUCGUAUAUUUAAGUGAUAUCAGUUUUGUGUGCUAAAUCUUGUUUUAGAUCUUUUAUCUUCCCUUCUACAAUUAGGUUUACAAAGAGUCUUUCUGAUCUUAUGUAAAUUAUAGAAACUGGGACACAAACAAAGUGUUUUAAUUGCUACAAAAUAAAUGGGUUGGAUUUGACUAUUUGUAAAUAUUUUAACCAAUAAAAUGAAAUGUUUCCCUUCUUAUAUUAAUUUCUUUGUUUUUAAACAAAAUUUUCCCUCUUCUUCGUUUCCUAAAGUAACUGCUGUAUGAUCCUAUCAUAAAAUAGUUAGCUAUGUUGUGAAAUUAGUCACUUUGAAAGUUAAGUAUGGCUUUUCCUUAUAUGUAAAACAGAGUAGAUAGAGUACCAUUUUGUUUUAACACUAAAUAGUCCACAGAGCAAUUUUUAAAAUAAAAAUUUAUACAUAUACUGCCUUUUAGUGGUAUAUAAUAAACCAUUCCUAUCAUACUUUGGAUAAAUGUAAAUACAGAACAACUGUUUUCAGACACUGGAUAAUGGACUAUACGGGAUUGUCCUCCCUGAGACAAGGGAAACAAAUGAAGAGAGCCCUGUAAUUACCCUGGUUUUCUGCCCGCAAACCGUUCUAGACUGUGGUGCAGGCAGGAAUAUCCGCAGCAAAGCAGAGUAGUCUUCUUGAAUUGAGGAGGCAGAUUGGAGUUCAGGGAGACUGAAGUGGUUGGAAGUUGAGGGCAGAGUUCUGUAGAGAAAGGAAUGAUAUAGAAAAAGAACUCCAGAAAUCUACCAAAGACUUCUUUGAGUGUUUGAAUACAAGAUGCACUUGUGUAGAGUAGAAACUCUACAAGGUUAAGCAAAGAGCCACUGGAGAACUGUGAGCCAAAAGGUGCCCAGAGUUCACAUGGGACUUGGAGGUAUUUGAAUUUCCAGUGGUCAAAGUGAAAAGUUCUUGUUUGUUGGUCACUGGGACAUGCAAUAAAGAUAUGGAAGAUUCACAUCUUAGUAGUAGAAUCCUAGAGUAAAAGCAUGUCUGGAAUUAGCCUACCCAAGCUUGAAAACAAACCUUGACAGGAUAAAGUGGAAUUAGAAAUAACAGCUUGUGAAAAAAAAAAGAAAAUGCCAAAUGGUCUCUAAAGGAAGAUAACAAAAUUCAGAUAGUCAGUUGCAUAAAAUUAUAAUGUCUAACAUGUGACCAAAAAUUACUAGACAUGUCAAUAAGCCCGAAAAGAUGACCCUUGACCUAGAGAAACAAUCAAUAGAAACAAUCCCAGAAAUUUCAAAAAUGAUAGAAGUAGAAGAAGGAAUUGUUAAUGUGGUUGCAAUUCAGCUGUUUAAAGGAAAACAUGAACGAACAUUGGAGAAAAAUAAAUAGAUAAAAAAGACCACAUGGAACUUCAAGAGAUGAAAAAUAGAGUAUCUGAAAUUACAAAUACACCAGAUGGGAUUUUCAACAGAACAGACCCUAUAGAAAAAAAAUUACUGAACUUGUGGGCCUAGCAAUGUCAGUGUUGUAAGAUGUAGUACAGAGAGAACAAAGACCAGAAAAAAUGUAGAGAACAACAGUGACACAUGAGGACGUAUCAAGCAGUCAGCAUUGUGUAAUUGAAGUUCCUAAAAGAGGAAAGAAAGGGGGAAACAGGGAAAAGAUUAAGAAAUAAUGACUGUAAAUGUUUCAAAUUUGAUGAGCACUAUAAACCCAUAGAUUUAAAAAAUUUGAUGAGGCCCAGGAAGGAUAAACACAAAGGCAACCAUCACUGGAAAAAUCACUGCUUAAAUCUCUUGUUCUUCUGUAGUUCUCUAGUUCUUCUCUAGGAUUUACUUAUUCUUAAAUUAACUGUGUUACAAAAUUAAAUGUUAUUUUAAUUAACCACUUUUGCAGGGAGUGUGGAGGUUCAUGUCAUCCUAAACCUAAAGCAACAGCGUGUCACCAAAGAUUGAAAAUGAUUUUCUUAUUUGGUUUACUUCAUGACCAUUAGGCAAGAGCGCGCGUUAGGAGAUUCUGGCUGCCAGAAUUCCGAGUCUGACCCAGAGGACUUUUCAGAUGAAACCAAUACAGAGAACCUUGAUGGCACCUCUCCCCCCAGCACCCCUCGGCAGAUAAAACGCAUGUCCACCAAGAACCAGAGGAAUAACGUCGGGAGGCCUGCUGGCCGGUCUGGUUUGAAAGAAAAAAUGAAUGCACCAAACCAGCCUCCACACAAAGACACUGGAAAAACUGUGGAGAAUGUGGAAGAAUACAGCUAUAAGCAGGAGAAAAAGAUCCGAGCAGCUCUUAGGACAACAGAGCGCGACCAUAAGAAAAAUGUGCAGUGCUCGUUCAUGUUGGACUCGGUGGGUGGGUCUUUGCCCAAAAAAUCAAUUCCAGAUGUGGAUCUUAAUAAGCCUUACCUCAGUCUUGGCUGCAGCAAUGCUAAGCUUCCGGUAUCCGUGCCCAUGCCUAUAGCCAGAACUGCACGCCAGACUUCUAGGACUGAUUGUCCGGCAGAUCGCUUGAAGUUUUUUGAGACUUUACGACUUCUGCUAAAGCUUACCUCAGUCUCAAAGAAGAAGGACAGGGAGCAAAGAGGACAGGAAAAUACGUCUGCUCUCUGGUUUAACCGAUCUAACGAACUCAUCUGGUUAGAGCUACAAGCCUGGCAUGCAGGACGGACCAUUAAUGACCAGGACCUCUUUUUGUACACAGCCCGUCAAGCCAUCCCAGAUAUUAUCAACGAAAUCCUUACUUUCAAAGUGAAUUAUGGGAGCUUUGCCUUUGUUCGAAAUGGAGCUAGUUUUAAUGGUACUUCAGUAGAAGGGCAGCGCAGAGCCCCUCAUGGAACAAAGAUUGUGGGUUACUCAACAUAUCAUGAGCAUCUCCAACGCCAGAGGGUGUCCUUCGAGCAGGUGAAACGGAUAAUGGAGCUGCUGGAGUACAUAGAAGCACUUUAUCCAUCGUUGCAGGCUCUUCAAAAGGACUACGAAAAAUAUGCUGCGAAAGACUUCCAAGACAGGGUGCAGGCGCUCUGUUUGUGGUUAAACAUCACAAAAGACCUAAAUCAGAAGUUAAGGAUUAUGGGCACUGUUUUGGGCAUCAAGAAUUUAUCAGACAUUGGCUGGCCAGUGUUUGAAAUCCCUUCUCCUCGAUCAUCCAAAGGCAAUGAGCCGGAAGAUGAGGGUGAUGACACAGAAGGGGAGUUGAAAGGGCUGGAGAGUAGUGCGGACGAGAGCGAAGAAGAGCUCUCUGGUCCAAGGGCCCCGGAACCCACACAGCCCACUGACCGCCGUUUCAGCAUCCAUUCUCAGGACUGCGUGUCUAAGAAGCUUGAGCGGCUUGAGUCUGAGGAUGAUUCUGUUGGCUGGGGAGCCCCAGACUGCAGCACGGAAGCAGGCUUUAGUAGACACUGUCUGACUUCUAUUUAUAGGCCAUUUGUAGACAAAGCGCUGAAGCAAAUGGGGUUAAGAAAGUUAAUUUUAAGACUUCACAAGCUGAUGGACGGUUCCUUGCAAAGGGCACGUAUAGCACUGGUAAAGAGUGACCAUCCAGUGGAGUUUUCCGAAUUUCCAGACCCCAUGUGGGGUUCAGAUUAUGUGCAGUUAUCCAGGACGCCAUGUUCCUCGGAGCAGAAAUGCAGCACUGUGUCGUGGGAUGAACUCCAGUCCAUGGACUUGCCCUCAUUUGAACCUGCCUUCCUGGUCCUCUGUCGAGUCCUUCUGAAUGUCAUACAUGAGUGUCUGAAGUUAAGAUUGGAGCAGAGGCCUGCUGGAGAACCAUCUCUCUUGAGUAUUAAGCAGCUGGUGAGGGAGUGCAAGGAGGUGCUGAAGGGCGGCCUUCUGAUGAAGCAGUACUACCAGUUCAUGCUGCACGAGGUUCUGGACGACCUGGAGAAGACCGACUGCAACAUCGAUGCCUUCGAGGAGGACCUGCACAAAAUGCUGAUGGUGUAUUUUGAUUACAUGAGAAGCUGGAUCCAAAUGCUACAGCAGUUACCUCAGGCAUCCCAUAGUUUAAAAAAUCUGUUAGAAGAAGAAUGGAAUUUCACCAAAGAAAUAACCCAUUACAUCCGGGGAGGAGAAGCACAGGCCGGCAAACUUUUCUGUGACAUCGCAGGGAUGCUGCUGAAGUCGACAGGAAGUUUUUUAGAGUUUGGCUUACAGGAGAGCUGUGCCGAGUUCUGGACCAGCGCCGACGACAGCAACGCUUCAGACGAAAUAAGGAGGUCUGUCAUAGAGAUUAGUCGGGCGCUGAAGGAGCUCUUCCACGAAGCCAGAGAAAGAGCCUCCAAGGCCCUCGGAUUUGCCAAAAUGUUGAGAAAGGACCUGGAAAUAGCAGCAGAAUUUGUACUUUCAGCCCCAGUCAGAGACCUUCUGGAUGUUCUGAAAUCAAAGCAGUAUGUUAAGGUACAGAUUCCCGGCUUGGAAAACUUGCAGGUGUUUGUCCCAGACACCCUCGCUGAGAAGAGCAUUAUUCUUCAGUUGCUCAAUGCAGCUGCGGGAAAGGACUGCUCCAAAGAGUCCGAUGACGUCCUGAUUGACGCGUACCUACUGCUCACCAAGCACAGCGACCGCGCCCGGGAUGCCGACGAUGGCUGGGCCGCGUGGGAAGCGCAGCCCGUCAAAGUCGUGCCGCAGGUGGAGACCGUCGAUACCCUGAGAAGCAUGCAGGUGGAUAAUCUUUUACUAGUUGUCAUGCAGUCUGCCCAUCUCACAAUUCAGAGGAAGGCCUUCCAGCAGUCCAUCGAGGGACUCAUGACUCUGCACCAGGAGCAGACAUCCAGUCAGCCGCUCAUCGCCAAGGCUUUGCAGCAGCUAAAGAAUGACGCGCUAGAGCUUUGCAACAGAAUAAGCGAUGCCAUCGACCGAGUGGACCACAUGUUCACUUCCGAAUUUGAUGCGGAGGUUGACGAAUCUGAGUCUGUUACGCUGCAGCAGUACUACCGCGAGGCGAUGAUUCAGGGGUACAACUUUGGUUUCGAGUAUCAUAAAGAAGUUGUUCGUUUGAUGUCUGGAGAGUUUAGACAGAAGAUAGGAGACAAAUAUAUAAGCUUUGCCAGGAAGUGGAUGAACUAUGUCCUAACUAAAUGUGAGAGCGGUCGAGGUACAAGACCCAGGUGGGCAACCCAAGGUUUUGAUUUUCUACAAGCCAUUGAACCUGCCUUUAUUUCAGCUUUGCCAGAAGAUGACUUCUUGAGUCUUCAAGCCUUGAUGAAUGAAUGCAUUGGCCAUGUGAUAGGAAAGCCGCACAGUCCUGUUACAGGUUUGUACCUUGCCAUCCAUCGGAACAGUCCCCGUCCCGUGAAGGUGCCGCGAUGCCACAGUGACCCUCCUAACCCACAUCUGAUUAUCCCGACUCCAGAGGGAUUCAGCACUCGGAGCGUGCCUUCAGACGCGCGGAGCCACGGCGGCCCUGCUGCUGCCGUCACUGUGGCCGCCGCCGGCCGGCCCGGUCCCUCCGGCAGCGACGCUGUGCCGCCCAAACCCAUCAGCGGUGCCCAUGACACCAGGGGUUCCAGCGUCCCUGAGAACGACCGGCUGGCUUCCAUAGCUGCGGAGUUACAGUUUCGGUCCUUGAGCCGCCACUCAAGCCCCACCGAGGAGCGCGAUGAACCAGCAUAUCCAAAAGGUGAUUCAAGUGGGUCAGCUCGAAGAAGUUGGGAACUUCGGACACUUAUCAGCCAGACUAAGGACACUGCUUCCAAACAAGGACCCAUAGAGGCUAUCCAGAAGUCGGUCCGAUUGUUCGAAGAAAAGAGGUAUCGAGAAAUGAGGAGAAAGAAUAUCAUUGGUCAAGUUUGUGAUACCCCUAAAUCUUAUGAUAAUGUUAUGCACGUAGGCUUGAGGAAGGUGACCUUCAAGUGGCAAAGAGGAAACAAAAUUGGGGAGGGGCAGUACGGGAAGGUCUACACCUGCAUCAGUGUCGACACUGGCGAAUUGAUGGCUAUGAAGGAGAUUCGGUUUCAGCCCAACGACCAUAAAACCAUCAAGGAAACCGCAGACGAACUGAAAAUCUUUGAGGGCGUCAAGCACCCCAAUCUGGUUCGGUAUUUUGGUGUGGAGCUGCAUAGAGAAGAAAUGUACAUCUUCAUGGAGUACUGUGACGAGGGGACAUUAGAAGAGGUGUCGAGGCUGGGACUUCAGGAGCACGUCAUCAGGCUGUAUUCAAAGCAGAUCACCGUUGCCAUCAACGUCCUCCACGAGCACGGCAUAGUUCACCGAGACAUUAAAGGGGCCAACAUCUUCCUCACCUCGUCUGGACUCAUCAAGCUCGGGGAUUUUGGAUGCUCCGUAAAGCUUAAAAACAACGCACAGACCAUGCCGGGCGAAGUGAAUAGCACCCUGGGGACUGCAGCAUACAUGGCUCCAGAAGUCAUCACUCGCGCAAAAGGAGAAGGCCACGGGCGUGCCGCUGACAUCUGGAGUCUGGGGUGCGUCGUCAUAGAGAUGGUGACUGGCAAGAGGCCUUGGCAUGAAUAUGAACACAACUUCCAGAUUAUGUAUAAAGUGGGCAUGGGGCACAAGCCACCGAUCCCUGAAAGACUAAGCCCAGAAGGAAAGGACUUCCUUUCUCACUGCCUUGAAAGUGAGCCCCGGAUGAGGUGGACGGCCAGCCAGCUCCUCGACCACGCCUUCGUCAAGGUUUGCACAGAUGAAGAAUGAAGCCAGUUGGUCUGUGGCCUGGUGGUGUGUGUGCUCGGAGAAUCCUCUCUCUCAAUCACUACUGUAUGUAAUAUUUACAUAGAGACUGUGCCGAGAAGCAGUGUAAGCCUUUCUAACCUUCCAAGACUGAGGACUGCACAGGCGACAAGCGUCACUCGUCCUGCUGCUCCUGUUUGUCCGAUGUGGCGCGGGGCCCUUCCGCGUGACGGUGUCCACGAGGUAAAGAAGCUGCAUGUUAAGUGCCAUUACUACUGUACACGGACCAUCGCCUCUGUCACCUGUUUCUCGUGUGACUGAGGACCGUGACGUCAGUGUAGUAUUUUUGACCUUCCCGGGUUCAAAAGCAGUUGUAGUGUUAUCGGUGUCCUGGGCCUUGUUGUUAAACUUCUUGUUUGUCGAGUGCACUGACUGUGAAACCUUACCUUUUUGUCGUUGGCAAGCCACGGGCUUGUUACGCAAAGGCUGAUUGACGAAAUUUCAGAAAAAGGUUCUUUUUUCAAUAAAUGGUUUAUUUUAGGAAA